This is a messenger RNA of Thalassophryne amazonica, 5442 nucleotides long. It is a transcript of the gene gbe1b, whose product is annotated as glucan (1,4-alpha-), branching enzyme 1b. Lineage: Eukaryota; Metazoa; Chordata; Actinopteri; Batrachoidiformes; Batrachoididae. Gene Ontology annotation, molecular function: 1,4-alpha-glucan branching enzyme activity; cation binding; hydrolase activity, hydrolyzing O-glycosyl compounds. The record is from RefSeq and is a predicted model, not a curated record. Gene Ontology annotation, cellular component: cytoplasm. Gene Ontology annotation, biological process: glycogen biosynthetic process. Bases 141 to 2210 code for a protein of 689 amino acids. The transcript has 16 exons.
CCACACAAAGCCGCUGAUUGGCUGUUAUCUUCCGCUUCCAAAACUUGAAGCGUGUUCCACAGCACGUCACCUCGCUCGCUCAGACCGGCUCAGACAGCAGCAGCAGCAGUCGGCGCUCGAUUUGUUGUGUCUGAAAAGCAAUGGCAGACGAGACGGAUACUAUUCCAAUUCCUGAGUUUAGCUCUCUCCUCCAAAUGGACCCCUACUUAAAACCAUUCGAAAAGGACUUCCAGAGGAGGUAUCAGCUGCUGCAAAAGCAGCUUUUCCUGCUGGAGGCUGCAGAAGGAGGCUUUGAGCAGUUCACACGCAGCUACAACACCUUUGGCGUGCACCGGCAGCCUGACAACAGCCUGUUCUUUAAAGAGUGGGCUCCAGCUGCAGAGGCUCUCUUCCUCACUGGCGACUUCAAUGGCUGGAACAAAUUCUCUCACCCUUACACCAACAAAGAGUUUGGAAAGUGGGAGCUGAUUCUACCACCUAAGGCUGACAAGUCUCCAGCUGUGGAUCACAACACAAAAUUGAAGAUAGUCGUUCAUACCAAAGAAGGCGAGCGACUGUACCGGAUCUCACCCUGGGCGAAAUAUGUGACCAAAGAAAACAAGGCUGUCAUCUAUGAUUGGAUUCACUGGGAUCCCCCUCAUCCUUACACUCACAUCCACCCUCGCCCAAAGAAGCCCACCAGCCUGAGAAUAUACGAGUCUCAUGUUGGGAUUGCAUCACCAGAGGGAAAAGUUGCCUCAUACACCAACUUCAGAACCAAUGUGCUGCCGCGUAUAAAGUACCUGGGUUACAACUGUAUUCAGCUGAUGGCAGUCAUGGAGCAUGCCUAUUAUGCAAGUUUUGGAUAUCAAGUUACCAGUUUCUUUGCAGCUUCCAGUCGCUACGGUACCCCAGAUGAGCUGAAGCAGCUGAUUGAUGUAGCUCAUUCAAUGGGCAUCUUGGUACUGCUGGAUGUUGUCCAUAGCCACGCCUCCAAGAACACAGAGGAUGGCCUCAACAAAUUUGAUGGCUCUGACUCAUGUUAUUUCCACUCUCCUCCCAGAGGGGAACACACCCUGUGGGACAGCCGCCUCUUCAACUAUUCCAGCUGGGAAGUGCUGCGGUUCCUGUUGUCAAACCUUCGCUGGUGGAUGGAGGAGUACCGUUUUGAUGGAUUCAGAUUUGAUGGCAUUACCUCCAUGCUCUACCAUCACCAUGGCAUAGGCACUGACUUCUCAGGGGACUACAGCGAGUACUUUGGCCUACAGGUGGAUGAAGAGUCUUUGGUUUACUUGAUGCUUUCCAAUCACAUCCUUCACAGCCUUUAUCCUGACUGCAUCACCAUUGCAGAGGAUGUGUCAGGGAUGCCUGCACUCUGCAGAGGAGUACAAGAGGGAGGACUUGGAUUUGAUUAUCGACUGGCUAUGGCUAUUCCAGAUAAGUGGAUUCAGAUCCUGAAGGAGUUAAAGGAUGAGGACUGGAACAUGGGCAAUAUCGUCCACACGCUGACAAACAGGCGUUAUGGGGAGAAAUGCAUAGCCUAUGCAGAAAGUCAUGAUCAGGCUUUGGUUGGGGAUAAGAGUUUGGCAUUCUGGCUGAUGGACAAGGAGAUGUACACCAACAUGAGUACCUUGAUUCCCAUGUCUCACAUCAUUGACCGCGGAAUACAGCUGCACAAGAUGAUCCGACUCAUCAGUCAUGCUCUGGGUGGUGAAGGCUAUCUCAACUUCAUGGGGAAUGAAUUUGGCCAUCCAGAGUGGCUGGAUUUCCCCAGACAAGGGAACAAUGAGAGUUACCACUAUGCCCGGAGGCAGUAUAAUCUCGUGGAUAUGGAUCAUCUUCGCUACCGUCAGCUAUAUGCCUUUGACCGGGACAUGAACCUCACUGAAGACAAGUACGGCUGGCUGUCUGCCCCACCUGCCUAUGUCAGUGCCAGGCAUGAAGACGACAAGGUUAUUGUGUUUGACAGAGCACAUGUGGUCUUCAUCUUUAACUUCCACCCCACAAAGAGCUUCCAGAACUACAGGGUGGGUGUCGAACUUCCAGGAAAAUACAAAAUCAAGCUGGAUUCAGAUGAGCCUCUGUAUGGAGGUCACGGACGGUUAGACCACAACACUGAGUUCUUCACUGAGGCUCAACCCUGCAGCGGUCGCCCCCACUCCAUGCUGGUCUACAGCCCCUGCAGAACAGCUAUUGUCCUGGCCAACGAGGAGAUAGAUUACUGUUAUUAGGGGAUGAUUGUCUCCACAGAGACCAGGAUCGAGAAUGGAUUCCAACCUCAAACUGAGUGUUAACAAUCAUCUUCAUCUUAAAGUGUCAACCUUGCACACCAAGCCCACUUUCUCCCCAUACAAGUCUUUUUCCCCCCCAUAAAUGUGGGGGUUUGAUGGUGAGCCUGUGUGCUUUCAAACACCAUCUGCGACCUUAGAUGCUGUGUAACCCCAUUUACUACAGAUUGGUCCAUUUGGGACGCGUUCAAGCUAACCAGCAGCUAGAUUCUAAAAUUUAAAAAAUGCCUGCUGAGUGCAUCCAAAAGUAGCCAGCAGCCCUUUCUCGGCUCUGUUGAAUUUGGCGUGUCAUCUGAGACACAUGACCAGCCUGUGGAAGUGUGACGACACACAGCAUACAGUAGAUUCAUUUUUUUGUACCCCUCCCUCACUAUAAACACAAGAAUAUACACUGCUGUGUUUUGAACAAUAGCUUAGUUGCUUAUUUGUGUAGUUUAAAAAGUUAAUAAUAAUUAUAUGGUGUGUGGAUUUACAGUAUUACUAAAAUAAAAAAUCCCAAGUAAUUAACCACUAAUUAAUCUUUGUUCAUUUGCACUGUGGAAUAUUCUAAUUAUGACAGUUGUGUAAUUUUCACAUAGUAAUAAGAUACUUUGAAUUAGUACUAGACUGUGAAUGGAAAUGUAAUACGGUUUUUGUUGUGUAAUAUUUGAAUUUAUGCAGCUUUUGGGAUCGUUCAUUUAUUAUUAAAAGCCCAUUUAUUAAGGCACCCAUUUGCAGCAGCAACAAAAUCAUUUAACUUGGAUUGUUAAAUGACAGUUUGGGCUAACUGGCCUGAAUGUUGUGAUUCUACUUUGAAAAAUAAUUAUACAGUUUUAAUUUUACCCUGUGUGUGGCCCUGUGAGACACUGGCAUCCUGUCCAGGGUGUACCCCACCUCACGCCCUAUGACUGUUGGGAUAGGCUACAGCCAAAGUGAUGCUUAGUUGCAGUAAGUGGUUGAAGAUGAGUGAGUGACUGAUGUUCUCUGAAGAAUUUUGUGUGUGAGAGAUUAUUAGAGGUUGCAUUUUCAUAACUCACUUUAAAGCUACAGUGUCAUCUCGUGGCGAGGGUGCAGAUUGCAUUAUGUCAUCACUGGUUGCAGGUUUGUUUCCCUUCACAUUUGCCCUACGAUGAUAUUAGGUACAAGCGACAGAGGCUAAGCGAUGAGCUGCCAUUUUCAGUCAGAAUGGGCGUUUUACAGCAGCAAGAGGCAAUCGUCACUAUGUCACCAGCUAGGUCAGGCCAAAAUAAAUGAGACACAACAUGGCACGGGGACUGCCAAUCCAAGUAAAAAGGCAGUGUGAUGUUAGUUGGUUGCUCUUGCAAGCUCAGUAAUCCAAGAUGGCAGAAUACGCACUGAAAAACCUGUAUUUCUGUAUGAAUCUAAUAUGUUUGCCAUUUUUCUUCUUAUUUGUGAAGGUUAGCGAAAAAUAAACACUUGCAAAUCUAAAAACGCUGUUUUGGUAACCAGAUAACACCUCUGAAGUGAUUUACAAGACAUCUUAUGAAGAUGUUAGCAUGCUAACUAGCAUGCUGCCACUGUGAAAGUCAUUGGACUGAAACAAAUCAAGCAAGCUUUGGUUAUGUUAAACAUUCAAACAUGGAGGAAAAAAAACCCCAUGGAGACCGUGUGGAGUUUCCCCAUCCUUUAUAAUCAAUCAUUAAACGUGCACAGUAACGGCAAGUAGCCACAAGCUGGUAAUGCCCCAUGAAUGGCCAUUGAGCGACAAACGCCAAUUGCUUGUCACCCUCAUUUGUAGCUAAUAUACUGUAGGGUUAGCUUUUUUGGUGAUGAAGAUUCAUGCUCCCAUGCUUUCUCUUGAGAGAAGCACCAUGUAUGAGCCUUCAAUUCAGCAAAACGAGGGUUGUCGAACCUCUUAAUCUGCAGUACCAACCAGCAGACUGCAUAUAAUGGAGCAACCACAGAUUCCUCUUAUUUUUUCCCUUCAGUCUUUCGGCCAUACCGCAAAAGGUGAAAGGUGGAGUAAGUAUGUCCCUUUUGGGCUACUCUAUCAACAUGGCGGUGCAACAUGAUGGCCUCCAUGAGGGGGCCCGCUCACAUGUAGAUAUAAAGGACUCAUUCUGAUGUUAUGAACACUUGGAUUUGUCGUUGCAGGUAAUUAUAUGCUAAUGAAUAGAUGGUUGUGGAUGUGACAUUCCAUUUUUCCUAAUAAAUACCCCUAAAUCAUCCACACUGUAGCUUUAAAGUGACAUGCCUUCACAAUUGGGCAAAAAGAAAUUGUCACCUUCAUAACCUAGUCCUAGUUUGUAGUUCUGUUUUAUUGUUUGAAACGGCCCACAUUUACUAUUUCAAAAUUAUAUCAGCAGUUAUGUGGCUAACAGCAAUGCUGUCUGAGAAAGUUUUAAUCUUGACAGAGCGCCCCUGUAAGGUGGACUGAGAGAAAUCGUGACUGUGUGCCAGUGCGCAGCAUUCCCUUACGUUUAUUCUACAUGUUCCAGCGAGGCACAGACAGAAUAUGUCCUCACUCCCGUUAGCUUCCACUUAGCGACUUUUGUCCCGGAACAGUCUGUUGAUUGAACAUCUCAUUUUCAGUGAGCGUUUGUAAAGAACAGCUGAAUUGCUUAAUGGUGCCAGUAGCUGUUACAUGGGCCGGUUACUACAAUGUAAAAGUACAUCGGCAAUGAGAGGUGACUAUUUUUAUGACUGUUGAUUUUGCUCACUCGGGCACAACGUGUGAGUCCUGAAAUUGUCCUUGUUGUGACAGAUUUCAUCUUUUGAGGUUUUGUGGUGCAAAUGGAUGUGAGUACGGGUGUGGGGGGGCAAUGAUCUGUUUGUGGCCUUUAAAACGUUUUUCUUUUUGUCCUUAUAGUCUCUUGUUGCUAUACAGAUGAAGGUUUUGGACACUUCAGUUGUCUCUGCAUAUUUUAACAAAGCAGUAGUUAUGUCAAACAAGCUGAUUUGGGACAUUUGUUUAAAAAAAAAAAAAAGACUCAAUUUACUGCUUUGCAUACUUUCAUUUUGUGAUCUACACCAUUAACAUAAACUCAUGAUUGCUAACUUCCACCUUUCAAAAGGCACAUAGAGAAGCACUUUACAUACAUUUCAAGCAACAAGAAUGUGAGACUGAAGUGUUUAAUCACAGCUCAUCUGACCCAGUGUCCUUGUCAUUGUACUACCGCUGAAAUGAAUCUUGUGCAUUUGUCCUCAAAAAUAAAACUGUCUGAUGAAACAGCAA